This is a messenger RNA of Tauraco erythrolophus (red-crested turaco), 1274 nucleotides long. The record is from RefSeq and is a predicted model, not a curated record. Lineage: Eukaryota; Metazoa; Chordata; Aves; Musophagiformes; Musophagidae.
GAAACGCAUGUAAAGGGAAAUCACACAUGGGGUCUGGGAGGAAAUCCAGGCUCAUGAAGACCGUGCAGACGAUGAAGAGCUAUGGGAACUACCAGAACUGUACCAUAGUGAGGCCACACAUCCCGCACAGCUAUGGCACAUAUGUGACGCUGGCUCCCAAAGUGCUGGUGUUCCCUGUCUUCGUGCAGCCCCUAGAUCUUUGCAACCCUGCCCGGACUCUGCUUCUGUCAGAGGAGCUGCUUCUUCACGAGAGCAGAAGCAGGACUACACAGGUGACCCUCUUUGUCUACUCCGACCUGCUGCUCUUCACCAAGGAGGAUGAGCCUGGGCGCUGCAACGUGCUGAGGAACCCUCUCUACCUGCAGAGUGUCAAGCUCCAGGAGGGUUCAGAAGAUCGGAAAUUCUGCAUCCUUUACCUUGCAGAGAAGUCGGAGUGCUUAUUAAGUUUGGAGGCUUACUCCCAGGAGCAGAAGAAGAGGAUCUGCUGGUGUCUGGCUGAGAACAUCACCAAGCAGCAACAUCCGGCAGCGGCUCCUACGGAGAACAAGAUGCUGGAGACAGACGCUGAGAAGCCAGGGCAGAUGCACUCGGAGGACGGGAAGGCAGCAGCGGGCGAUGCUCCUCCGGUCGCAGACGCACCGGCUCCGGUGGAGCCCUGGGAGGCUCUAGGAGCUUCCCAGAGACCUCUCCUGGUGGAAAAGCAGCUGGUGGCCACCGAGAAGGGAAAGGAGCAGCCCAGCUCUCUGCCAACCUUCAUCAUCCCUGAGCUGCGGCUUGACAGCACCUUCAGCCAGAGUGCGGCCGGCGUGGCAGGCAGCACCACGGACGGCGAGGACGAGCAGGAGGACGAUGAGGAGGAAGAUGAGGACGAGGAGGACGAGGAGGAGGACAGCGACGAGCACUACUUGGAGAGGAAUGAGGUGAAGCGCAGCAGCAUGAUUGAGACGUCAGGCUGUCAGCCCGUCUACACGCUGAGCGUGCAGAGCUCCCUGCGGCGCCGGACCCACAGCGAGGGCAGCCUGCUGCAGGAGGCCAAGAGCCACUGCUUCACCUCCGACACCACCCUCAACUGCUCGGACAGCCAGGCCACCACGGCCCACUGGGCUCUGCCCUCCCCCAGGACCCUCAAGAAAGAGCUUGCCAAAAACGGCGGCUCCAUCCACCAGCUCGCCCUGCUCUUCUCGGGCCACAGGAAGCUGAGCGGAGCCGACCCUGAAUGCAGCUGUGACGAAGGAGAUGAGACCUCCCGCAAGAAACGGAGCAGGAACCUGUAA